AUGCAAUUCUCCACCGCUCUCAUCGCCUCUGUGGCCGCUCUUGUGCCCAUGGCCAGCGCCGUUGGCCACGCCGUGGUCAAGAACAACUGUGCCCACACGGUCUAUCUAUGGUCCGUCGGCGGCUCUGUUGGACCAAUGCAGACUGUUGCGCCUGGCAAGUCAUACUCGGAGGUUCUACACCACGACCCCCAGUCUGGUGGAAUCUCCAUCAAGAUCACCAAGACUGCCAAUGGUCUUUACGACGGCAGCGCGCAGACCGACUUCGCUACACUCUUGACGGCAGCCAAGUCUGGUACGAUUUGUCUGAUGUCUUUGGGGACGCUUUCUCUGGAAAUUCCCUCUCUCGGUAGCCAGGUCAAGGACUGCCAGUCCACCACUGACAUUACCUUGAACCUCUGCGGUGCAAAGUGCUGA
This is a messenger RNA of Penicillium chermesinum, 414 nucleotides long. RefSeq names its product putative BYS1 domain protein. NCBI's taxonomy places the organism in Eukaryota, Fungi, Ascomycota, Eurotiomycetes, Eurotiales, Aspergillaceae. Bases 1 to 414 code for a protein of 137 amino acids. The record is from RefSeq and is a predicted model, not a curated record. The transcript is spliced from 2 exons.